GCUACUUCCGCCAGGAGUCCCUAGCGGCUGGGACUUGGAAACUGAUCCGUAACAGCUUCCGCCUUCUCCUCGGCCGGCUCACCCAGGCCAGCACCCAGCUUGGGCAGCAGCGGCUGCUGGGCCUGUCGCGGGGACGUUCUCUCCGGCCUCGCCCUUGGUCCGCGGAGCCGGUGACCGUGGCCGCAGGCCUCGCCGAGCCCACCUUGACCUGGGGCGGGGCCCGGCCUUCCCGCCCCGGACCCCGCCCCUCCUGCCAGCCCUGCACCGGGUUCCUCUCUCCAGCCCUGCGGUGUAGUAACCGCCUUCCGCCUCCGGGACGUGGCAGUCCCCUGGCUCCGGCCGCUGGGGACCAUGGAGUUUGCGGAGCUGAUUAAGACCCCACGGGUGGACAAUGUGGUGCUCCACCGGCCAUUCUAUCCAGCCGUUGAGGGGACCUUGUGCUUAACCGGCCACCACCUGAUCCUGUCCUCCCGGCAGGACAACACGGAGGAGUUGUGGCUCCUUCAUUCAAACAUCGAUGCCAUCGACAAGCGAUUUGUGGGGCCACUGGGUACCAUCAUCAUAAAGUGUAAAGAUUUUCGAAUAAUUCAGUUGGAUAUCCCUGGAAUGGAGGAAUGUUUGAAUAUAGCCAGUUCCAUUGAGGCAUUAUCUACCCUGGACUCCAUCACACUGAUGUACCCUUUUUUUUACCGGCCCAUGUUUGAAGUGAUAGAAGAUGGCUGGCAUUCUUUCCUUCCUGAGCAAGAGUUUGAGCUCUAUUCUUCAGCUACCAGUGACUGGAGGUUAAGCUAUGUUAAUAAGGAAUUUGCGGUAUGCCCCUCUUACCCACCAAUUGUCAUAGUGCCGAAAUCCAUUGAUGAUGAAGCUCUUCGGAAGGUGGCUACAUUUCGACAUGGAGGACGCUUCCCGGUACUCAGCUAUUAUCAUAAAAAAAAUGAAAUGGUAAUUAUGCGAAGUGGUCAGCCACUGACUGGCACAAAUGGGAGACGGUGCAAAGAAGAUGAGAAGCUGAUAAAUGCUACCCUCAGAGCAGGAAAGCGUGGCUACAUCAUUGAUACUCGAUCCCUAAAUGUAGCUCAGCAAGCUAGAGCCAAAGGAGGCGGCUUUGAGCAAGAAGCUCAUUAUCCCCAGUGGAGGCGGAUUCAUAAGUCUAUUGAGAGGUAUCACAUUCUUCAGGAGAGCUUAGUCAAACUUGUGGAAGCUUGUAAUGACCAAACUCAUAACAUGGACCGAUGGCUCAGUAAAUUGGAGUCUUCCAACUGGCUGACACACAUCAAAGAGAUUCUGACAACUGCCUGUCUAGUGGCUCAAUGUAUCGACAGGGAAGGAGCAUCCAUAUUGAUUCAUGGGACAGAAGGAACUGAUUCCACACUUCAGGUGACCUCUCUGGCCCAGAUCAUCUUGGACCCAAGAAGCAGGACCAUCCGUGGUUUUGAGGCCUUGAUAGAAAGAGAGUGGCUGCAGGCUGGCCACCCGUUCCAACAGCGCUGUGCACAGUCAGCAUAUUGUAAUAGUAAGCAGAAGUGGGAGUCACCUGUAUUUCUUCUCUUCUUGGAUUGUGUGUGGCAGAUACUUCGUCAGUUCCCUUGUUCUUUUGAAUUCAAUGAGAAUUUCCUCAUCAUGCUCUUUGAGCAUGCUUAUGCCUCGCAAUUUGGAACAUUUCUGGGCAACAAUGAAAGUGAAAGAUGUAAGUUGAAACUACAGCAGAAAACGAUGUCUCUGUGGUCUUGGGUCAAUCAGCCCAGUGAACUGAGUAAAUUCACCAAUCCUCUUUUUGAGGCCAACAACCUUGUCAUCUGGCCUUCGGUGGCUCCACAGAGUCUUCAGCUCUGGGAGGGUAUUUUCCUGCGAUGGAACAGAUCCUCCAAGUAUUUGGAUGAAGCAUAUGAAGAAAUGGUUAACAUCAUUGAAUAUAAUAAGGAAUUACAAGCAAAAGUAAAUCUCCUUAGGAGGCAGUUGGCAGAACUGGAGACUAAGGAUGGGAUGCAGGAGAAUCCCUGAAAGAUAUACCCACACCUCUGUAAGAAACUUCCCACACCAGUGUCCCACCUCUCCUUUUGAUCUUCAGCUCACUUUUACAUAGUAGCCUUGAACUUAGGCUUUAGAUGUGGGAACCCUCUAAUCUAAUGGAUUUCUCAAUACUUUAUGAAUGCAGUUUACUAUAAUUACACAUGUUUUAUGUAGCCUCUUAAGCCUCUUUACUUUGAGAGCAGGAAGGAGGUGCUAGUUAUUUUAUGUGAACCAGGUGACCUAUGUAAUAUCAUUAGUGUUAUGCACUAUUUCAUCAUAAGCUUUCUGUGUCCACUUUCCAAACAAUGCUUCAGAUUAGUCAAGGUUAUGACUAAUCUCUUUAGGGGAUAUGUUAGUUUAAAAAAAAAAAGAAGAUCAAACAAACUCUUUGAAAAUAUAAAUAUUUUUCAAAACUGAAAUGGUAGAUAAACCAAGAAUGUUGUGUUUAACCUGCCAUUUCCAAUUCCUUUGCCAUUCUCUUUAAAAUAGUGUUGGACUAACAAAGAUGAAUUCAGUCUCACUCUGGUUUGUCAGGAGAGGAAAUUCUGGAUAUUUAUUCAAGGUAAAUUAUUUUUACAAGGGCAAUAGGUAUAGUCCUCUGCUAUCUACCUUAAGACAUAAAUUUAACAGUAGACAGUGAAAGUAUGUGCAAUAUAGAAAUAAAGUAGGAAUUUGUUACUGAUAUGGUAUUGUUACUGUUGAAUUGGUUUUUCAGGUUUUUCAGGUUUUUAUCAUAUGUAUUAAAUAUGUAUCAGAUGCUGGAUGUAACAUUCAACCAUCAUUUUAUAAUAGAUGUUAAUUUGCUAUAAUUAAGCUACAAAUAUGGUUUCUUUAAACCAGGGUUACACUGCCCUUGUCUGACAUUCUCAUUGCACUGGUUUAUGUAUAUAUGUGUAUGUUUUAUUUUGUUCUGUUUUAUUUUUAAGAUUCUAAGUGUUUACGAAUACUAAAAUUACAACUUUCAUGGUGGUUUGAGCCUUUUGAAAAUGUAUCUGGGCUCUGCUGAUUUGUCCAUUAUGUGUUAGGCAAAUGUAAUUUAAGUGGAGGUGAAAGUUUAUGAACAUGAUGCAGCUAUGUUUUAAACUUCAGAUUGAAACGUUUCAAUGUUAUAGGAAAAGUGAUGACUAUUUAUCCUGUGCUAGUUCAUGCUUGAAACUCUAAAAGUUUGCAAUUCAGUGCAUUUCUGUUUUGUGGAAUUACUCAUUUUAACAAAUACUGUCAAUUCCAAUUAUUCUUUAAAAAGAUUGUUGAAAAAUAUCAUUAAUAUUAUUUCUACCCCAUCUAUAAUAACCAUUUUAGUGUAAAACAUACCAAACCUGAACCCUGCUCCAGAGCUAUGUAUGAGCUAAAAAUACAGUUUUUAAAAAUUGACUCUAUCAAAAUCUCUGGCCAGAACCAGAAGCUUUAGAAAGCGGCAAAUUCUUUGUAUCUCCAGUUGCCCAAGUUUUGUAUUUUUUCUGUCUCCUCAGGCUUGCAGCAAAAGGCUGGACAACAAUUCAUAGUCAGAACUCUCUUUUGGUAAAUGUGCCUGCCUUCUCCUAUCAGCUCUGUUUUGUUCUCAACUUAUUUUCUUGGCUAUAGUUGUGAAUCUUGGGCAUUAAAGCCCUCACCAAAAAGCUAAGGCAAGGAACAAAAGAAGUGUGCUAUCCUGUUACAUAUACCUCUGUGUUGUGUGAAAUGUCUAUAUUUUUUAAAAGAGGAAAACACCGUAGCUUUUUUAUGGUCCCUCAAAAUUGCUUGCUGCUUUAUUCAGGGAGCUGACUUUUUUGUUUUCUCCUAAUUUUGUCUCAAGACUAAAUAAGAAGAAGGUGCCCCUUUCUUCUCAGUUAUUGGGAAACCUCAACAUUUUUUUUUUAGUAAUUUUUUAAAAGUGGCCCCCCACUAGUGAUAUUGAUUGACCAUGGGGCUUCUAUGGGUUUUAACUUUUAGAUGAAGUUUUUGUUAGGUUUGGUCAUGGAGAAAUUAUAUGCCAUUAAUGUAUACCCACCUUCCUGAUGCACAUUUUAUGUGUGAGCAAGAGUACAAUAACAUUUCUUUUUCUUUUAUUGAAAUAGCACUCUUAAGCUGUUUGGAAAAGUUUGCAUUUUAGUAUUAAUUUAUAAUUAGAGACCAGAGGCCCAGUGCACGGAUUAGUGCACAGGUGGGGUCCCUUGGCUGCACUAUGGGGAUCAGGCCAAAACUGGCUCUCCAACAUUCUCCAAAAGAUCCUAGAUUGCGAGAGGAUGGUUCUCAGGUGACACUCCCCAGAAUCGGGCUCUCUCUGGUUUCAGGUGAGUCACCCAAGAACUACAGCUGCCAAGUCACGGCAGCUCAGCAGCUCCUGUGUUGAGCAUCUGUCCCCUGGUGGUCAUUGUGGUCAUAGCUAUCGGUCAGACAGUCGAACAUUUGAAUGGUCACUUGGGCUUUUAAAUAUGUAAGUUGUCCAAAUCACAGUUCUGAUUAUAGCUUGUAAAAACAAACUUUGGUGUAAAAGAGUGCGCUUUCAAAGGAGUCAUCUAAUUAUGUGAAUAUUAAAGUUUUCCCAAACUCAAGAACUCUGUCAAAAACAAGUACAUUAAAAAUAUAGCAAAGAGCCUUGUUAGUAAUACUAUUAAGUUACCCAUCCGUUGGAUAAGAACAAUACCAUAUAAUGGAUAUACUCUUGGGAAGAUACUUGUUAAACAUUAAGUUUGGACAAUUGUCUUUGACAAAUGUGGUUUUAAAAUCUUUAAUGAAGAGAAUGAUGGCAGAAAUAGUGAGCAAGCAAAUUGGCCCAUACUAGUCAAUAAAAUUCAAAUGAGAUAUGAGAUAAGUGAAUUCUUAUAUAUUAGGCAUCUUCCGUAUUCAUUUGCUGGUUUACAUUUUGGGAUGCAAAAAGUACUCCCCACAAAGAUCUAAAAAAUACAAAGGAUUGCUAUCAUUCCUAUCAGCAUUCAAAGGUCUUUAUGUUUAAAUUAAUGAUUUUUUUUUAAAUCAGAAAAACAUGGUUGAUAAUAUAAAAAUGCUGAAACUUUCCUUGGUUAGAUUUUUUGGCAAUUAAUUGUUUGGUCAGAAUAUUUCAUUUUGAUUUUAUUUAAUGGUAAGAAAACAAGCAGAAAUUAAAAUCUUAAGAGGUUUAAACAACUUAUAAAUGUGUUUAAUUUCUAAGAAAAAUUUAAGCCUUUGAAGCAAGAUUUUAAAGUGAUUUUUAGGAAAAUUUUGGAAGACAGUAAACUGAUUUCAGAUCCCAUUGGGAAAUUUAAAAAAACUUUUCUUUGAACUCUGAAAGCUGAUUUAAGAGAUGAUGUGUCAUUGCUUUUCAUUUUCAAGGAUGUAAUUUGGUGAGAUAUAGCCUUUGAUUCAGUUAGUAUUUAUAUGAAAUUAAAAAUCUGCUUAAAGAUAUAAGUCUUAUAGUUAAUCUGGUUUCAGGAUUAGCUAUUUUAAUUGUCAGUAUUAGCUAGGUUAUCAGGUUCACUUAUUGUAAGAUCUUAACCUGAGACAAAAGUUUUGGUAAUUUAUCCAUAUCCAGAUUUAAUGAAUGAAAAGUGUAUGAGGGUGUUAUGAGCACUCUUUAUCAGAAAGUUAUUUCUUGGACCAAAAUGAACAGUUUUUUAAUAGUGUAUCCUCUGUUCUGGCAGCUAUGAGAUUUACAAGAAUGAAAUUGUUCAGUACAUCUGAUCCGGGUUUAUGUUAUACCUCAACGCAAUAUAAAUGAGUUCUUUAUUAUUCCUUAGCAUGUCAGGUCUUCCCUCCCUCCCAGAGCUGAUAUCCUAAGUUAUUACCAAAUAGUGUUUUUAUGUUAAUUCACCAUCGUAACAAAAAAAAUUAAAAGACUGAUUUCACCAUUAUUAUUUACUCUCAGAUGAUAUAAAAUGCUAAUUUUCUGACAAUAUCAGUUUUCUAAAUUUUGUUUUACUGAAUAAAACUGCUUUUACCUUCUCUUGGUCUUUAUACUAGUGUCCAUAGCAUCUUCUUCCUUUAAGCCAACAGCCCAGAAGAGACCCUCUGAGACUCUAUGAUCUGGACUUCUUAUCUAAAUUCCCUCUACAAAACCCAAGGUCUUAUUUUUAAAUGACACUGUGGAACUCUAGCUUGUGCUUAACUCAGUGAAACAUUGUGGGGCUCACUUAGACACUACUUUGUCCUGAAAAAUAAUUCCUGAUGAGAGCUUACUAUCUUUAGUCAUCCUGGUUGAUCAUCUGUGAGUAUACAGAUUAACUACAUUUAUGGUUUGUAAUAAAAACAAGUUGUACAGCACCGCCUGUGUCUGUCUCUCUGCCCAAAACAUGUUUCACUUUUACAAUGGACAUAUCUUCGGAGAGGUGGAUGAUUCUUCACAAACUCAACGUUCUAUUGUUUAGAAUCCUUAUAGCUCUGUCACCACCUACACUAAAAAUGUUGUAUUUGCACAACUUAGUGAUUAAAAAAGAAUAUGUAUUUCUUCAAUAGCGGGUACUUGAAUGUACUGUUGAUAUAUUUGAAUGUAACUCUUGGAAUUAACUGCACUAUAUUCAUGUCUCAUACAAUAGAAUUGCACUGUAUGGCAAAUGUAUCUAUAACGUAUGCUUUGCUAAACCUCAGAAUGCUGUAAUGUACAGGUUUCUGUAUUAUGAACCUGUCUGUAUAGUCAUUGGGAAAAAUACUGAACUUUCAUAAGUCUGUGUAACACUUUAAUAUUAUUUAUAAUGUUCCCUAAGUGAUAAGUUCGCUAUGUCCUACAACUGGAAUCAUUUAUCUUGAGUUGGCUGGUUUGUCAAGCGGGUUUACUGAACCCAGAAACAGUCUUGUCAAACAUGGUACUGUUAUCUUAGUGUGUAAGAUCUGUGUGUGGUGGUCUGCCCCAGAGGACUGUUGCACAGAUGCUACUGUUUAAAUUUCUGUAGACUUGGGAAUAAAAUUUGAAUACAAUCAAAAACUGGUAAAUUAA
Molecule: messenger RNA, 6895 nt
Organism: Pipistrellus kuhlii (Kuhl's pipistrelle)
Lineage: Eukaryota; Metazoa; Chordata; Mammalia; Chiroptera; Vespertilionidae
Gene: MTMR9
Product: myotubularin related protein 9
Exons: 10
Coding region: 352-2001 (549 amino acids)
Biological process (GO): negative regulation of autophagy
Source: RefSeq, a predicted model, not a curated record